AUAGCUGCUCCACUCUCAUCCAAACCUCUUCUUGUAGGCAUCAGGAAGAGACUGAGAAUCCUUCCUCUCUUCUUGCUUCAAUGGCUUUUCUUACCCUCCUCCUCUUCUACUGCUCAUCUCUAUUACAUGUAACAGUGGAAGCAAAGGCCUACCAAAACAUAACGCUAGGCUCUUCUUUAUCUUCUCUUAACAACACGGCGGCCUGGAUCUCCCCCUCUGGUGAGUUCUCCUUUGGCUUCUCAAGGGUUGGUGACAAUCUCUACGUCGGUGUUCGUUAUGAAAAGAUCCCCGAAAAGACUCUAGUUUGGACAGCAAACCGAGACAAACCAGCCCCACCCGGUUCCACUGUGGUGCUAAACAACAAUGGAGUGCUCGUCAUAAAUGACGCAAAAGGCGUAUUAUUUUCCACCAUUGGAGCAAGUUCAGAUGGCAGCGUUAUCACCUCUGCCGCCAUGUUGGAUACAGGCAACCUGGUUCUUCAGAGCUCACUUGAAUCUGCAUUAAUCAAGUGGCAAAGCUUCGACUUUCCCACCGAUACCAUCCUCCCCACUCAGACACUUGUUGCCAACAAAAGUCUCUAUGCUCGAUUCCUGCCAAACAAUCUCUCUACUGGCCGGUUCUAUGUCGCAAUGCAAGAUGAUGGUAACUUUGUCGGCUACAAUGAAUUGUCGGAGCCAAGUUAUGCUUCACAGACGUAUGGACCAAAGGGGAAGUUGGUGUUCGAUGCGACUGGAAAAAUCUCCGUCUACCAGUGGGAAAAGAACAAUAUUGUUAACUUAAGUACUCCUGUGGACCGGAUUCCCUCGCCAAGCGAGGAUUUCUACUUUCGAGCAACUAUAGAUUACGAUGGGAUUUUCAAACUCUAUAGUUACUCCAAGAGAAGAAACGAUUCCACGUCGAACUCCUGGAACAUCGUUUGGAGAAUGCAACAAUCCCCCUGCAACAUCAAAGGCAUCUGUGGGACGAAUGGGUACUGUACUAAGACUACAUCUGACAGUCUCUUCGACUGCCAAUGUCCAGAGCGUUUCUCUUAUGUAGAUCCAGUGAACAAAUUUUUCGGUUGCAAAUUGGAUUUCCCAUUGCCAGAUUGCAGGAGGUACAGAGCAGAGAACUAUGUCCUGCGAACAAUUGAUAAUACCAAUUGGAGGGGUGGAGAUUACGAGCAGCUAAAUGUUGAUGAUGAGAGCAAAUGCAAGCAAUCAUGCCUAGCUGAUUGUUUAUGCCUUGUGGCUAUCUAUGGGAACAAAAAAUGCUACAAGAAGCAGAUGCCUUUACGCGAUAGCGAGCCGCGAGUGGAUGACAUGAAGGCUUUCGUUAAGGUGCCAAGUAACAACGGCUCCCUUCUUCCGUACCUGCCUAACACCACACCCAAUGAUAUGGGCAAGCGGUCGGGAUUUGAAAGGGUUGGUGGAGUAGUGCUUUUCGGAAUCUCGGUAAGUCUCUUCCCCCUUGUCAUGAUUGAAACUAUUAUUCUAAUAUGGCUCAAGCUUUGGAGUCCAAAGAGACAAGAAAAGCCAGCAGGUUUUGUGGUGGCUGAGAUGCAGGUCACAAGAUUCAGUUACAAAGAACUCGAGAAGGCCACCGAGGCUUUCAAGGAGAAAUUGGGCAGUGGUUCUUUUGGGGCUGUUUAUAGAGGGAUGUUGGUUUCUGCAUUCAGACAAAAGCCCAUUGCUGUGAAGCAAUUAGACAUGUUGGUGGAAGAUGGUGACAAGGCAUUUGAAACAGAAGUGACAGUAAUUGGGAGAACACAUCAUAAAAACCUUGUGCAACUGCUUGGGUUCUGUGAUGAGGGUUCUCACAGAUUAUUAGUGUAUGAAUACAUGGAACAAGGAUCUCUGUCAAGCUUUCUCUUUGGAAGCAUUAGGCCAGAAUGGAACUUGAGAAUCCAAAUUGCAGUUGGUAUAGCUAGAGGGCUCAUGUACCUCCAUGAAGAAUGUAGCACUCAAAUCAUACAUUGUGAUAUUAAGCCUGGAAACGUACUUCUUCAUGGUAAUCUCAUUCCCAAAAUAUCUGAUUUUGGAUUGGCCAAGCUUCUCAAACAUGAUCAAACAAGGACCAACACAGACAUAAGGGGCACAAAAGGUUAUAUAGCCCCUGAAUGGUUUAGGAAGAUGGCAAUCACAGUGAAAGUUGAUGUUUAUAGCUAUGGAGUGAUGUUGUUGGAGAUCAUAUGUUGCAGGAAAAAUGUGGAACUCAAUAUGAAGGAGGAACCAUCGGCAAUACUGGUUGAUUGGGCCUAUAAUUGCUUCAUUGAAGAACAAUUGGAGAUGUUGGUCGAGCACGAUGAAGAUGCCAAGAAUGACAUGAAGAAGGUGAGAAAGAUGGUCAUGGUAGCAUUGUGGUGCAUUCAAGAAGACCCAUCGCUUAGGCCCACAAUGAAGAAGGUCACACAAAUGCUGGAAGGUGCAGUUGACGUUGCUAUCCCGCCCAACCCUUCUUCGUUCAUAAGCUCAAUGGGAUGAGACAGGGCCCAAUGCUUCUGUGAAAUGCUCAAUUUGGAAGAAGCUGUUUAUUUUUUGCUUUAGUUUAGGUUACAUCACGUGUGCAAAAUGCCAAGUUUGUUGGCUAUAUAUCAAUAGUGGUAUUCUUUGAGAUGGAAAAAUAUUAUGUAGAAUAUAACUGAGUCAUGGAUCUUACCACGACGUAGUUCUAUGCCAGAACUUCUACAUAAUUAUGAGUUGAAGUGUUCUAUGCUUAUAUCUUAUGGUCCAACAGCUUGCCUUCUUCAUGUUUAAAACGUGGUGAUCAUUGUGAGGCCGCGCCGAUCACUGACUUGAAUACUGGUCGGCCCUUCACAUGCCAC
Molecule: messenger RNA, 2803 nt
Organism: Nymphaea colorata (pocket water lily)
Lineage: Eukaryota; Viridiplantae; Streptophyta; Magnoliopsida; Nymphaeales; Nymphaeaceae
Product: G-type lectin S-receptor-like serine/threonine-protein kinase LECRK3
Exons: 1
Coding region: 81-2462 (793 amino acids)
Biological process (GO): protein phosphorylation
Molecular function (GO): protein serine/threonine kinase activity; ATP binding
Source: RefSeq, a predicted model, not a curated record